AUGCGNUCUUCAGAUCNGCAACCUCUGGGUCCUAGUACACCUNCNCCCUANGUGCAGAGGUAUCAAUCAGACUCAUUCAUUUCAAAAGAGGAACAGAGAAAAGUUCAGCAAGCGUUCCCAGUCUUUGAAGGCGCAGAGGGUGGACUCCUUCAAGCCCCAGUGGAGUAUAUACAGAUUAAAGAGCUUGCGAAGUCAGUCCGUAACAAUGGAGUCAAUGCCAACUUUACUGUGGCCCAAGUUGAAAGGCUUGCAACUCUGGCAAUGGCCCACAGCGAUUGGAUGACUGUAGUAAAAGCCGCAUCUCCUAACAUGGGAAUGUAUUUAGAAUGGAAAGCUUUGUGGAAAGACUCCUGCCAAGCACAGGNAAGGGCCAAUGCCAAUGUUGAAGGGNACCAAGGAACAUGGANUUUUGAGUUGCUUACAGGUCAGGGACAACANGCUAAUAACCAGACAAAUUACCAUUGGAGAGCUUACGAUCAGAUCUCAGUUGCUGCCUUUAAGGCAUGGAAGGCACUCUCUAAGAAGNGAGAGGCAAGUGGGCAUUUGACCAAGAUUACCCAGGGCGCCCAAGAGUUGUUCUCAGAUUUUGUGGCUAGAAUGACAGAAGCGGCAGGGAGAAUUUUUGGNGACCCAGAGGCAGCUAUGCCUUUAAUUGAACAGUUGAUCUAUGAACAGGCUACCCAGGAAUGCAGGGCAGCUAUUAUACCUAGAAAGAGCAAGGGACUGCAGGACUGGUUGAAG
Messenger RNA from Mus caroli (Ryukyu mouse), 741 nucleotides. NCBI's taxonomy places the organism in Eukaryota, Metazoa, Chordata, Mammalia, Rodentia, Muridae. The record is from RefSeq and is a predicted model, not a curated record.